AUGGAAUUAUAAAAUUUAGUAACAGCGUUGUCUAAAUACACUAAUUUAUCAAAUUUGACUCUAAACUGUCCUAUAAAUGCAAAAAGUGUGUUCCCUUUGGUUUCUUGUUUAUCAGAUUGCACCAAAUUAUCAAAUUUAAAUCUGAACAUUUCGUAAAGUAAGAUUGGUGGUUAGGGUAUUUCAGCUUUAGUAUUUGCUUUAUCAACUUGCAUUAAUCUAUCAAAUUUGACUAUAAUACUCUGCCAUAAUAGAAUUGGAACAUACGAUUCAUUUGCUUUAUCUUCUGCUCUUUCAACUCUUCACAAUUUAUCUUAUCUAAGACUUCAUCUAGGAUGGAAUAAAAUAGGUACAUAAGGAGUAUCAGCUAUAGUUUGUGCAAUUUCAAACUAAGUUAAUCUAUCUGAACUUUAACUUAGCUUUACAUCUAACGAAAUUGGAUCAUAGAAUGGAUUAUAUUUAGGUUCUGCUUUAUCAACUUGCAUCAGUCUCUCUAAAUUAAGUUUGGAUCUCGCAGCAAAUAAAAUUAAUGGUGAGUGUGCAUAAACUUUAGUUUGUUCUUUAUCAGCUUGCACCAAUCUCUCAUCUUUAAAACUUUAUUUUAAUGGUAAUGAAAUUGGCCCAUAAGGUGCACCAGCUUUAGGAUUUGCUUUGUCUACACUCACAAGCCUAUCAAGUUUAACUCUAGAUAUUCAGGGCAAUAAAAUAGAAGAUAAUGGUCUAUUAGCUUUAGGUUCUGCUUUAUAAUUCUGCACCAACUUGUCUUAAAUGAGAAUUGUAUUUAAAUAUUGGACCUCAACAAAUGAAAAAGCAUAACUUAAAUUUAAGCUUAAGAUUCUUAAAGUUAAAAGAUUAGUUAAGAUAUAUUUUGAUUCAUAUUGA
Tetrahymena thermophila SB210 is the source of this 879-nucleotide messenger RNA. Its product is annotated as cyclic nucleotide-binding domain protein. The record is from RefSeq and is a predicted model, not a curated record. Gene Ontology annotation, cellular component: perinuclear region of cytoplasm; cytosol; nucleus. Gene Ontology annotation, biological process: nucleocytoplasmic transport; activation of GTPase activity. The transcript has 10 exons. Gene Ontology annotation, molecular function: GTPase activator activity; small GTPase binding. Lineage: Eukaryota; Ciliophora; Oligohymenophorea; Hymenostomatida; Tetrahymenidae.